Messenger RNA from Rotaria sp. Silwood2, 1920 nucleotides. Lineage: Eukaryota; Metazoa; Rotifera; Eurotatoria; Philodinida; Philodinidae. The record is from the annotation of a GenBank genome assembly.
AUGUUACAACACGAUUGUUUGCGUGUUGCUGCUUCUAUUGACGAAGCAAAUGUCAAUCACGAAAUAAUAUCUUAUUGUAUGAAUGAUGAAUGGUCAUUGGAAUUUCAUAUUGAGAACAAUGAUAUCUUUCCAAAGUUUACUUUUGCUGAACUGUCGAAACAGAAUAUUACUAGUCAACAAUUAUACUUUUGGUCAGCACCGAUAGAUGUUGUUGAACGUUAUCAAUUCUAUUUAAACCAAUUAUCAACAUCAAAUGAUAUAUUUCUGGAAACUCAAGAAUUUUAUAAUUGUACACUGCCAAGAUUUGGUUCUAUGUGUCAAUUUGAAAUUACUUAUUAUCAUCAAAAUCAUUCAUCUUUAGAUGAAAUUAUUCAUGAUUAUUAUCGUACAUUUGAAUAUAAUCUAACUAAUUUCACCUGUUAUACUCAUUUACAAUGUAAUCGUGGUCCUUUUCCAGCAUGUUUAGAUUGGAGUGAAAUUUGUGAUGGAAAAGUUGAUUGUCUUGAUGGUGAAUUUGAUGAAGAACAUUGUUGGCAACUUGAAAUAAAUGAAUGUAAUGAUAAUGAAUAUCGAUGUAUUAAUGGACAAUGUAUACCGCAGUCGUUUUUUCGAGAUGACAUUAACAUUCCUGAUUGUCUUGAUGGUUCUGACGAAAAUCAAAGGAUCAUUGAACAAAGUUACAAAUGUAAGACAGAUAUACCAUCAUUUGCAUGUGAAGAAAAGACAUGUUUCCAUACAUUCAUGACAAGUUCUUGUGUGGAACAACGCCAAACGUUACUUUUGAAAGCGAUCUAUUCUGCUAAAGAUAAUUCAACAUCUGAACAAUGUUGGUCAGUUGUCAAAUGCCUUUUAGAAGUACCAGAUUUAGAAGAGCCAUUGUCUAAGACGUACAUACAUCAAUCACUUUUUAAGAAUGAAGAGUGCAAUUGUAAAUUGGAAGGUGAAAAUUGGUGUGAAGAUGAAGAUUUUCAUAUACAAUAUGCCAGAAAGAAUAUUUCAUUUCAAACCAUUUGUGAUGGAUUUACUGAAUUGAUUCCGAUAAUUAUCGAAGGACAAAAUGAAACAGAUGAAACAGAAUGUGAACAAUGGUCAUGUAAUAACAUUUAUACUCGUUGUGAUGGUUUAUGGAAUUGUCCACAUGGUGAAGAUGAAGUUGGUUGUGAUUUAUCUUCAACAUUAAAUUGUUCUUUAGAUCAUCACAAAUGUGUUUCACCUUAUACGAAUGAACUUAUUUGUCUUCCUAUUAAGCAGGCAAAUGAUGGCAAGAUCGAUUGUCUUGGUGCUACUGAUGAACCAACAUUAUGUCAAAAAAAGUAUCAAGAACAAUUUUCGAAUAAUUUUUACUGCAUAAAUUCAUACCAUGAAUCAUGUAUUAGUGUCGCAGAUCUAUGUAAUAAUUAUACAAUUUGUGAUCAUGAAGAUGAUGAAAAAUUUUGUGUAAAAAAUCGAACAGAUAUUUUCACAUAUGAUAGUAUUUGUUUUUCACCUGAUUCAUCUAUUCGUUCUGAUGUGGAACAGUUUUUAUGUCAAGAAACAAAAUUCAAGACAAAAGAACAAAUUAAAUAUUUUUCAUUGAAUGGAAUGAACAAACCUGUCGAAGAUCAAGCUAAGGACAUAAUAAAACGCAGAUUUUCAAGUUCAUCUCGCAUUGAAAUGUCUGAUCAACAUGAACUUCGAUGUCAUCGUGGUUUUGAUUUACUUAUCUGGUCAAACAAUGAAAAGAACUUAACAACAAAUACAUGUCUUUGUCCACCUAGUUUUUAUGGCAAUAUGUGUCAAUAUCAAAAUCAACGAGUGAGUUUGACGAUUACAUUUCGAGUACUAUCAGAUUCUUGGUCAACAUUAUUUGCAAUAAUUAUUUCACUUAUCGAUGAUAGUGAAGAAAGAAUUAUUCAUUCANAUUUGAAGUUUCUGAUGUGA